AUGCAAAUUUAUGGUGGUUACAGGUUGACAGAGGAACAAGUCAAAGCAUGGUGCCACUCUCAGGGCACGGAUCCGCAACCUGGCACCUAUAUUGUGGUUAUCAUGCGGUACCUUACAGCCAACCACAUCCAGAUCGACGUACUGCCAUGCGAUUACGAAGGGGAAUGUAUCCAUCUUGUUGUGACAGACAAGAAAGCCGAUUACGACGCCACGCCUGAUAAGUACGAGCAGUUACAAGAGAGCGACAGGGCGCGCGCGAUCAAGCAGAAAGUGCUGGAUCAGGGAUUCGAUUCGGCCGAUUUUGUCACUGUUCCUGAUCCUUACAAAGUGUGGCAAGGCUGGUAG
Molecule: messenger RNA, 345 nt
Organism: Sparassis crispa
Lineage: Eukaryota; Fungi; Basidiomycota; Agaricomycetes; Polyporales; Sparassidaceae
Exons: 1
Coding region: 1-345 (114 amino acids)
Source: RefSeq, a predicted model, not a curated record